Molecule: messenger RNA, 1791 nt
Organism: Truncatella angustata
Lineage: Eukaryota; Fungi; Ascomycota; Sordariomycetes; Amphisphaeriales; Sporocadaceae
Product: cytochrome P450
Exons: 2
Coding region: 1-1791 (596 amino acids)
Molecular function (GO): oxidoreductase activity, acting on paired donors, with incorporation or reduction of molecular oxygen; iron ion binding; monooxygenase activity
Source: RefSeq, a predicted model, not a curated record
AUGUCUUCUUCAAAUGCGGCGCAGUACGCGGCAUCUGUCGUGAGCCUAGAGCAGUUAAGGCCGUACGGCUUCUUUCUCGCUACUCUACUUCUCUGCUCGUACCUGUUGUAUCAGUGGGCCUUGCCGAAGCCAAUACCAGGGAUACCAUAUAAUGUCGAUUCAUCGCGGAAGAUUCUGGGCGACAUCCCCGCCCUGCUCGGCGAGAUUAGCGGCACGGACAAGACAUUUAUGAAUUAUGUCCGCAAGCAGGUUGAUCAGCACAACUCGCCCAUCAUCCAGCUCUUCUUACGCCCGUUCGGGAAACCGAUGGUGAUCUUGAGCGACUUCCGGGAGUCACAGGACAUCCUGAUGCGCCGCAAGGAAUUUGAUCGCUCAAAUUUCAUGGAAGAGCUCUUCCAGGGCGUUGCGCCCGAGCACCACAUCAUGAUGCCGACCAACGACGUCUGGAAGGCGCACCGCAGGCUGUUACAAGAUCUCAUGUCGCCACCUUUCCUGAACCACGUCGCAGGACCUGUCCUCCACGCGAACGUGCUCGAGUUGAUCAAGCUGUGGCGCAUGAAGGCCGACAUUGCGGGCAACAGGCCGUUUUCUGCCACGGACGACAUCUACGAUGCUGCCCUCGACGGUGUCUUCGGCUUUGCCUUCGGCGAGGACUUCGAAUACAGCGCCACGAGCCCCAACGUGAAACUGCUCGAAGGACUGUCUCCGAAAGAUAUCGCACGUCUCAGGCAGAGCGGCGGCGGCGGCGACGAUGAACCCCUUGAAUUUAUGACCGCGCCCAGGGACGAUGCCGUAUCGUCGACAUUUGACCUGGCCCACGCGUUGGAGGAGAUCAACGGGAAACCACUGGGGAAACUCCGUUGGAACUGGAUUGUCGGGAGAAAACCUCGGACCAAGCGUGCCUUGAAGCGGCGAGACGACUACAUCUACGGCGAGCUGAAAAAGGCAGUGCAGCGGAUGGAGGACCGGGACACGUCUGUUCGAUCGGCCGUCGACCACAUGAUGCAAAGAGAAACGAAGCUGGCGGAAAAGGACGGGCGGGCGCCUGAAUACCUUUCGCCAGCCAUGGCUGACGAGACAUUUGGCUUCGUCAUCGCGGGACACGAGACCACCAGCACGACAGUCCUCUGGGCACUCAAGAUCCUGGCCGACAACCCGCAACCCCAGACAAAACUGCGCCGACUGCUGCAGGCUGCCCACUCGGGCGCGUGGAACGAGGAGCGCAACCCGACGAUCGACGAGAUUACGGGUGCCGGCAUCCCAUAUCUGGACGCGGUCAUGGAGGAGAUCCUCCGCUGCGGCGGCACGGUUCCAGCCGUCGACCGGGAGGCGCUGUGCGAUACCGAGGUCCUGGGCUACCAUAUCCCCAAGGGCACGCAGGUCAUCAUGUCGGGCAUGGGUCCCAGCAUGUUGGCACCCGGCUUCGACGUCGAGGAGGGCAAGCGCAGCGAGACCUGCCAGACGGCCAAAGCUGACGGGCGUUUCAAGGCUUGGCGUGCGGAGGACAUUGGGAAGUUCAACCCGGAGCGAUGGCUUGUGCCGCUUUCUGGUGUCGAGGAGGAGGAGCAGCAGUUCAACUCGGAAGCCGGCCCGCAGUUGGCUUUUGGGCUGGGGACGAGGGGCUGUUAUGGCAAGAAGCUUGCGUAUCUGGAGCUGCGGAUCCUCGUGACCAUGAUCGUGUGGAACUUCGAGUUGCUGCGGUGUCCUGAAGACCUUUCCAGCUAUGCUGCAAUUGCAGGCAUCACCAGCAAGCCUCGGAAGUGUUUUGUUAGGCUUCGUAAGGUUCUGUAG